UCACACACACACACAUUUAUUCAUACACAGCCUCACCGUGGUAAACCCACAGAUUUUUAUAUGGUAGAGAGCGUGUCAUAUAGCGUGUGUUUGUGGAGAAACAGCGCCUCUGAUGAAAAAGAGCUCGAGUUUUCGUUGGUUGAAAAACCAGAGGAAAGCUGUCAUCACAGCCGUCGACAAGAAAGUACCGAAUGGCAUCCUGGAAGAGCAAGAACAACAGACGGUGGUCUUACUGCCCAGAUCCCCUUCCACAUCCAAAACAUAUCUCCCCAUUCCUGUAGACAGUUUAGAAGAAGAGUAUCGGAUACGCUCGGCCGAUGAUGGGAAACUCUUCCGGGAAGAGUACAGUUCAUUACCAGGGGGUUCGACUCAAGGAACAUGUGAAGAGGCCAAUAAAGAUGAAAACAAGGAGAAGAACAGAUAUCCAAACAUCUUACCAUAUGACCAUUCCAGAGUGAUUUUAACACCGAUCGAUGGAGUCCCAUGUUCAGAUUAUAGCAAUGCUUCUUAUAUCGAUGGUUAUACAGAUAAGAAUAAGUUCAUUGCAACACAAGGUCCGAAACAGGACACGGUUGCAGACUUCUGGAGAAUGAUAUGGGAACAGAAAUCAGCUACUAUUGUAAUGCUAACGAAUCUGAAAGAGAGAAAAGAGGAUAAGUGUCAUCAGUAUUGGCCUGAUCAGGGAUGCUGGACGUACGGUAACGUGCGUGUUGCUGUGGAAGACUUUACAGCACUGGUGGACUACACCAUACGCAAAUUCUGUGUGCAAUAUCAGGCCAGCGACGGCACUAAAACACCCCGUCUGGUCACGCAGCUUCACUUCACCAGCUGGCCUGACUUCGGCGUUCCCUUCUCUCCCAUCGGCAUGCUCAAGUUCCUGAAGAAGGUGAAGCAGGUGAACCCGUCGUACGCCGGGCCCAUCGUGGUGCACUGCAGUGCCGGUGUGGGCAGGACAGGAACGUUCAUCGUCAUCGAUGCCUUGAUUGACAUGAUGUAUGCAGAAAAGAAGGUGGACGUCUUCGGUUUCGUGUCACGAAUACGUGAGCAGAGAUCGCAGCUCAUUCAGACGGAUUUGCAGUACUCCUUCGUCUAUCAGGCUCUGCUGGAGUACUUCCUGUACGGAGACACGGAGCUGGACGUUUCUUCUCUGGAGGGUCACCUGGAUAAACUUCACAACACCAGUGUGCCGCUGGACCGUGUGGGCCUGGAGGAAGAGUUUAAGAAACUGACAAACAUGCGUAUUAUGAAGGAAAACAUGAGGACGGGCAACCUGCCUGCCAACAUGAAGAAGAACAGAGUCCUUCAGAUUAUUCCAUAUGAUUUUAACCGAGUCAUCCUUUCGAUGAAGAGAGGUCAGGAGUUCACCGAUUAUAUCAACGCAUCUUUCAUUGAUGGGUACCGGCAGAAGGACUAUUUCAUCGCCACACAGGGUCCUCUGGCGCACACAGUGGAUGAUUUCUGGAGGAUGGUUUGGGAAUGGAAAUGUCACUCAAUCGUGAUGCUGACAGAACUGCAGGAGAGAGAUCAGGACAAGUGUUUUCAGUACUGGCCUACUGAGGACUCGGUGACUUACGGAGACUUCACAGUGGAGAUUAAAGGAGACACGCUGUGUGACACGUUCAUUCUCAGAGAUCUGCAGCUCACACACGGCCCGGAGAAGCAGACACGUUUGGUUCGGCACUUUCAUUUCCACGGCUGGCCAGAGAUCGGGAUCCCAGCCGAAGGUAAAGGGAUGAUCGACAUCAUCGCAGCGGUGCAGAAACAGCAGCAGCAGUCGGGCAACAACCCCAUCGUCGUGCACUGCAGUGCCGGAGCGGGUCGGACCGGUACGUUUAUCGCUCUCAGUAAUAUUCUGGAGCGAGUGAAAGCCGAGGGUUUGCUGGAUGUGUUUCAGACUGUGAAGAGUUUACGAAUGCAGCGGCCACACAUGGUGCAGACAGUGGAACAGUAUGACUUCUGCUACAGAGUGGUACAGGACUUUGUGGACAUUUUCUCAGACUAUGCCAAUUUCAAAUGAUCUAAUCUGCCUUAAAUGUUUGAGUUUGAUGCUUUUUUACACGUCAGUCGAUCAGGAUUUUACACCGCGACUGGAAGAUAAUUACGCUCUAUUUUGCUAUGCACUUCUCCUCGAUGUUACUAA
Sinocyclocheilus rhinocerous is the source of this 2140-nucleotide messenger RNA. Its product is annotated as receptor-type tyrosine-protein phosphatase epsilon-like. The transcript has 18 exons. The record is from RefSeq and is a predicted model, not a curated record. Gene Ontology annotation, biological process: protein dephosphorylation. Bases 113 to 2017 code for a protein of 634 amino acids. NCBI's taxonomy places the organism in Eukaryota, Metazoa, Chordata, Actinopteri, Cypriniformes, Cyprinidae. Gene Ontology annotation, molecular function: protein tyrosine phosphatase activity.